This is a messenger RNA of Ilyonectria robusta, 1127 nucleotides long. RefSeq lists its product as uncharacterized. The transcript is spliced from 3 exons. The coding region runs from base 165 to 779 and encodes 204 amino acids. Lineage: Eukaryota; Fungi; Ascomycota; Sordariomycetes; Hypocreales; Nectriaceae. The record is from RefSeq and is a predicted model, not a curated record.
GAGAAACGGUUCGCGCCUCACCUACCCACACUCGACGGGCGGCUGGGACCUAUAAACUGACUUACACCCCCGCCAGGUUUCGCUUCUCCUCCUCUCUUUUCAGAUCUCUACCAACUCUCUGAAUACUCCUCCAUACUCAACAACACCCUCUCAUAGCAGUUACCAUGAGCACCACCGGCACCACCACCGGCACCCAGGGCCUUACGGCCACCGGCGUCCCUGCCCUGCCCUUCUUCCUGACCAUCAUCCGCGGUGUCAUUCUCGCCCUCUCCCUCGGUGCCCUGAUCGCCGCUGCCUACAACCUCUCGCUUUUCGGCGGUUAUAGCUCUUAUCUCUCUGGCUACUCCGGCCCUGCUGGAUUCAUCAUCUUCGAUGCCAUCUUCACUUUCCUCAUCGUCGGUGGCAUGCUGGCUUCCGAGUUCUUCGCCCCCCAGCUCUACAUCCGCAUUGCCUUCAUUUGCGCCCUCAUCCUCGAUGCCAUCUUCUGGCUCUCUGCCUGGGCUUGGGCCGCCUCCGUCGCCUCUUCGUUCUAUAGCUACUACGACGGUUACUAUGGCAGCAGCCACACCCUCGAUGCGUAUGGUGGCUCCCUGGCUGCCUGCGCUGCUCUCGGUGCUUUCACCUGGGUUUUGGUCAUCGUUACCAUCGUCUUCUUCAUCAAGGCCUGCAUGGCUUCCCCCCAGAGCCAGACCUUUGCUCCCCGAACUGAGGUCCAGGCUGAGCUUGGCGAGGCCAAGAUGGAGGGCACUGUUCCUCCUCCUCCUCCUCCCGCCCACUAAAGAAACAGUCUCAUAUCUCCGAGGUUGACUCUCUGGUCCCCCGAGGUCUAAAGAAGUACGCUGCAAGAAGGGAUUUGAGUGACUGCUUGGAUAACUUUCUGUCCGCAGAGGAAACACCGACGCAAGGAACGACAAUGGCUAAGCUAAUGAUGGCGCACAUGGGCGCGUAUUAUUGAAGAUUUUACGGGGCGCAUAUUAAUAGUCCCUUUUUGAUACCACUUUCAAUUCCCAUUCUCACAUACUACAAUCUACUCCUAAAUCGCAAAGUUCCAGAACCCGAAGCAUGGAGUCAUCCUACCCAGCAAUGUCUUGUGUCGUCUCUCCUUUGUCUCAUGUCCUUGUCCCAUG